Pristis pectinata (smalltooth sawfish) is the source of this 4791-nucleotide messenger RNA. RefSeq names its product SET domain containing 3, actin histidine methyltransferase (gene setd3). Gene Ontology annotation, molecular function: transcription coactivator activity; protein-L-histidine N-tele-methyltransferase activity; histone H3K36 methyltransferase activity. Bases 188 to 1981 code for a protein of 597 amino acids. Gene Ontology annotation, biological process: actin modification; peptidyl-lysine trimethylation; positive regulation of transcription by RNA polymerase II. Lineage: Eukaryota; Metazoa; Chordata; Chondrichthyes; Rhinopristiformes; Pristidae. The transcript is spliced from 13 exons. The record is from RefSeq and is a predicted model, not a curated record.
GUGAUUGACGGCUACGUGCGACCAAUGGAGGCGAGGAAGAUGAAGGCGCUGCAGCGGGGGAGGGGGGGGAGAGGCGGGACUUGGCUAACUAUCAAGUUAGGCUGAGGGAACAGCACUAAAGGUUGGCUGCUGGGGUGUUUUUCCCACUCUCAUUGCAGAUCCGUCAAGAGCUGCGGUUUUCAGAAAAAUGGGCAAGAAGAGUAGAGUCAAAACACAAAAAUCAGGAGGAGGUGGAGCUACAGCCACUGUUUCCACAAAGGAAAUAAUGAAUCUGAUAACUGAACUGUUACAGAAAUGUAGUAAUCCUUCCACUGCACCAGGAAAAGAGUGGGAAGAAUACGUGCAGAUCCGAAGCCUGAUUGAGAAAAUCCGUAAAAAGCAAAAAGGGUUAUCGGUUAUCUUUGAUGGGAACAGAGAACACCACUUUGAUGAACUACUGCAGUGGGCAGCUGACUGUGGAGCCUCAACUGAAGGUUUUGAAAUCUCUUAUUUCCCAGAAGAGGGUUAUGGUUUAAAGGCAACUAAAGACAUUAAGGCAGAAGAACUUUUUCUGUGGAUCCCUCGGAAAAUGCUGAUGACUGUUGAAUCUGCUAAAAAUUCUAUACUAGGUCCCGUGUAUUCCCAGGACCGAAUUCUGCAAGCCAUGGGAAAUAUCACCUUAGCAUUUCACCUGCUUUGUGAACGAUUGAAUCCCGAUUCCUUCUGGUUGCCGUACAUUAAGACUUUGCCUCUGGAGUACCAUACCCCUUUAUAUUUUGAAGAGGAAGAAGUACGUUACCUGCAGUCAACACAAGCCAUCCAUGACGUCUUUAGUCAGUAUAAAAACACAGCUCGACAAUAUGCGUACUUCUAUAAACUCAUCCAGACCCAUCCGAAUGCAAGUAAGCUGCCCUUGAAGGAAUCCUUCACCUUUGAUGACUACAGGUGGGCUGUAUCUUCAGUCAUGACCCGCCAGAACCAAAUUCCCACUGAAGACGGUUCCCGGGUCACCUUAGCCUUGAUACCUUUGUGGGAUAUGUGCAAUCACACCAAUGGUUUGAUCACAACUGGGUACAACCUGGAGGAUGACAGAUGUGAGUGUGUGGCUCUACAGGAUUACAAAGCUGAAGAUCAGAUCUACAUUUUCUAUGGGACUCGAUCCAAUGCUGAGUUUGUGAUACACAAUGGAUUUUUCUUCAAUAAUAACUCUCACGAUAGAGUGAAGAUAAAACUGGGAGUGAGUAAAAGUGAUCGACUCUACGCAAUGAAAGCAGAAGUUUUAGCACGUGCUGGUAUCCCAACGUCCAGUGUCUUUGCUCUGCACUGCAGCGAGCCUCCAAUCUCAGCCCAGCUGUUGGCUUUCCUACGGGUCUUCUGCAUGACUGAAGAUGAAUUGAAAGGACAUCUUGUUCGAGAGCAUGUAAUCGAUAAGAUCUUUACCUUGGGAAACUCUGAUUUCCCUGUAAGCUGGGAUAAUGAAAUUAAACUGUGGACCUUCCUUGAAACCAGGGCUGCACUCCUGUUAAAAACAUACAAAACUACCACUGAGGAUGAUAAGUCAUUGCUUGAAAAACCAGAGCUGUCGUACCACAGUAAGAUGGCUAUCCAGCUCCGUACAGCAGAGAAGGAGAUCUUGGAAAAAGCAGUGCAGAGUGCUGCUAUGAAACGUGAGCACUUUACGGAACUGCAGAACAAGAACGCGCCACUUCCCAAAUAUGAGGAAAGUAAUAUAGCCAUGCUGGAGAACACUGUAACAGACUCAAAACUUCCACUGGUCCUGAGAAAUUUAAACAGUGAUGAUGAAGGAGAUCAUGAGUUGAAGUUAACAGAGGUACUGGAUGACGCGAUUGUAGGAGGGGAGGGAAUAAUGAACGGAGAGAGCACUUUUCCCAAUCACACUGAUCCUAAAAGUCACGAGAACAGCAAACAAGAAAACAGCGCCAAAGAGAAUGGAGAUGCCAAAGAGACUACUGCAGAAAAGAUUGAAUAUAGUGAAAGUUGAAAUUGAAGAACAAUCAUAAUAAGAGAGUCUAGCCCUCAUUGCCAGUGUGAAGUGCAGAUGGGAACUCUGAACAUUACACUAGCUGACAGUGCAGCAUAUUUGAUCAUGUCUUUUUAAGGUGAAAAGAGGUGGAGCUGAAAUGGUCUUGUCAUAAGAACGUACUUACUGGUAAAAUUAUAGUUCAUUUAAAAGAAGUGGUCUUAAAAUAGCUUCUGCCCAAUGUUUGUCUCUUCUCAAUGUUUGGUGCAGAAUGGAGGCAGGAGUUUGAAUCGAUUCAAGUGCAUUUUCAGCAUCAAAAGUUAAUGAUUAAAGAUUUGUUUUUAAGAGACUUUUUUUUAGAGCAAAGAAAAGCUGUCAGUCAAUUGAAAAGCAAUCGUGAAAAGCUGAAAGAAAAAUAAUGCUUGUUCAUUUAAUGCCAUGUGCCUGCUGUUUGGUGCACAUGGUGGUUUAAUGUAAUGCUUUUAAACACAAUAUUCGUUCUGUUUCUACAUUUACAAGAAUUCAGUUGGAUUGUAGAAUUAUAUGCCCUCCAACCCAUUCACUGUGAUCACGAACCUUUUGUCGAACAUUUUAAUCAGGUGGUUGCUAUUUCUAGUUUUUUUUUCCCUAUUGGUGUCAAGAAUAUCAACGGUGAAUGAUUAACCAACUUGUAUGUCAUGGACUGAAUGUCAUGUUUCCAUAUGCCUGCUAGGAAUAUCGUGUUUGCUUUAGGCAUAUUGUAAUCAUUAAACAUUACCACAAGAUGAGGGCUGACGUAGAAUUCUAAAGCAUGACUUGCAGGGAAGUUCAUCUUUCUGACUGGCAAACUGAAGCCAUUUAUAACCACAGCUAAGAAAGUCGGGAAUCCAUGAAAACUCUAGAGCCUUUGAUAAUGUUGAUUGGUUCAUGGGUUUGGCAUCAGUGUCAUCUGCAAACACUUAAGAAAAUCUAGGCUAAUAUUUUCUGUUCCAACCUAUGACAAUUCAAAGUGGUCUGGCCCUUAGUUCCCAUGAGAAAGUUGGCGCCGUGUGCUUGAAUCUCUCAAACAGAUAUAUAUCCCAUCCAAAAAAGACUGGGGGCAGAUGGUCUCCAGGUGCUGUUUUAUUCCACUUGAAAAAUAGGGAUUCUGUGAGGGCUGAGGUUUAUUGGCCUUGAAAAAUUGGAAGCCCAGUGUAGCCAUUGGACACUUGCCUACAUCUUUCAGUCACACUUUUACCUCCAAGUUGUUGGUAAUGUAACCCCAUGUUCUAACCAAAGCUGUAUAUUUUGUUUUAGUCUAUAUUGGUUACUCUACUCGUAUACUGUAUCAUCUACCUUGAUUAUAUGGGUUAUGAUUAAGUGAAUGAACUGUAGUGACUACUGUGGAGGGGGAAAUGAAUUCUCACCCCUUCUGAUAUGUUACAAAGAAAGCAAAGUUUGCAUUGAAUGAAGUUAUAACACUGAUUUUUAAAGUUAAAUGUUUAGACUUUCACUCUUAAAGUUUUGAUAAUUUGCCAUUUUAUUUCCUCUCUCAACUUCACAACUCCUUCACCUCCUAUAAUGUAAAUUGUCAUUAUUUGGUGCUUAACGCAGUCUGGCUCCCACUUUGUGUAGUAGUGCAGUUUUGAAUAUAAAGUUCAGCUUCAGGUAAUGUCAUGGGCAAAAUGCCUUUUGGUGGAUUAAAUAAUGUAGUCCUGAAGCACUGCUUUAAGCACCAACGAUUGUCAUCAAAGUUAAGUCCGUUGCUAACAUUUGAAGCUGCUUCGUUUAAAUUAUCAAAUACUUUUUUUUCAUACUAAAUUCCCAACCACUGAAAAUUUAUUUCAUUCAGAUUCUUGCCUGGUUUAGUUUUUAUAAGGUUCAAAAAUAGUCUGAAUGGAAUAAAUGUGUUAAACAUGUGGAAAAUAGGAUAAUUGCCCCUUUGAGAGUCAAACAAAAAUUUAUAGCUCAAACCAACUUUUUGGUUACCAUUGCCUUGGAAAAAUUGAUGGUUUGCAACAUUCAACUUUGCAUCUUUUUGAGACAUUCGUGUAUUUUGAUAUGGUGGAGGUUAUUUUAUCAUUGUUCUGAGCAAAACUAUGCUGUAUUCUGAGAAUCAGACAAACCAUAUUUUGGAGGAUGGCAGAACCUUGAAAUGUAAAGAGCUAGCUGCUGGGUUCUUAUUCUACUGUCUAUGUAUUCUGAACCAUUUGAUCUAUUUGAAUGAGAGUUUUGUAGCUGUAGUAAUUUCUACAAAGCACUCUUUAAUAAUUUACUUGUCAGUAUUGUUCACCUUAACCCUUUAAGGACAGGAGAGUAUGUGUAUUUUUAUUUGGCUAUUUUUAAGUUUCUGAUAUGGGGAGAGAAUGGUCAUAGCAACACUUCUGUUUUGGAACGUUUUCACUAAUAAAACUGUGUACACGUCACCUUCCAAUACCAAGUACAAGUGUCAAACAUACUAUGUGCUUAACACUGUCCUUUAAUUACGAUGUCAACUACUUGUCUUAUGCAGGUGUUUCUACUCUCAAAAUACUAAAGGAAAUCAAUUACUGUGAAUUGGUAAAAGUAUGGCAGUAUUCUCAGUUAAAUGGCUUUAUUUUUCCAUAGGAAGUUGUGGCUACAUUUAUGCUUGAAUGUGAUUACUUUGUAGGAUGAAUUUUUUUUUAAACUGAAAGCUCACCUUCCAAAGAUGAUGAUUAGGGUGCACUUUGUUUUUAAGAAAAUAUCUCUUCCACUUGCUACUGAUUUUGUUUGCAAUUUUGUGACUCCAUUUUCUGACUCCUCUCCACUGCAAAAGUCUUUUGUUCAAAUUUGUAAACCACAGCCCAAGGGGAAAUCUUUGAGGCAGAAAUAAAUGCAGAUUGUUGCAAACA